AUGAAGGGGAUGCUGCUUCUGCUGGCCUUGCUGGUGACUGGGGAGCUGGGCUUCCAGACAACGGAAGCAUGCAUUCCUUUCUUUGAAGCCUUUGGGGCAAUGGCCAUUGGAAACAAGCAAAUAAUGAAUGCCGUUCUUACCAAGUUUGACGCUACUGAUGGUGAAAGAAAAGGUUUUGAAAAAAUCCAGGAAUGCUACAAUGAGGGAGGAUUGAAAGCCAAAUUCCUGGAUUCCACAGUUCUGAAAACCAUUACCCUCAGCCCACAAUGCAGGAAAUACUACACCAUAGAUACCAUAGAAAAAAUUAAGGCUCUUCUUUCCAAAUUUAACAUCCCGGGACAACGAUGA
Alexandromys fortis (reed vole) is the source of this 348-nucleotide messenger RNA. RefSeq names its product androgen-binding protein homolog. The coding region runs from base 1 to 348 and encodes 115 amino acids. NCBI's taxonomy places the organism in Eukaryota, Metazoa, Chordata, Mammalia, Rodentia, Cricetidae. The transcript is spliced from 3 exons. The record is from RefSeq and is a predicted model, not a curated record.